Molecule: messenger RNA, 1161 nt
Organism: Cladophialophora yegresii CBS 114405
Lineage: Eukaryota; Fungi; Ascomycota; Eurotiomycetes; Chaetothyriales; Herpotrichiellaceae
Exons: 1
Coding region: 1-1161 (386 amino acids)
Source: RefSeq, a predicted model, not a curated record
AUGGAGCGACCACCAGCAACUCAUCCCCAAUGGAUCCCACGAAGCAACAUCUCCAUCUUCAUCCACGCGUUACACCUUCUCGACCUCGACCUCCUCCCCGACUGGCCCGGCAUCACCGAGUCCCUCUUCACCUCCAAACCCGUGCACACCCAGCAAACACGCGUCAAAUCCACAGAAUGGGGCCUCUAUCACCUCUUCCGCCUCUACUCCCUUCCAGACACACAGUCGCGGCUGUCUCCACACUUCCCGUCCACCACGUCGUUACAGAGCAAGAACCUCCGCGCGGCGCUGUAUAAAUGGCUGGGGGAGCUGAAGUCGACGGCAGUCCUGCCGAGGGAAGUUGUCCUGCGAAAGACGAUGCUCGAUGAAUGCAAAGGCGAGAAAUUCGAGGAGGUGCUCGCCAGGUUCGCGAUGGUCGUGCUCAAGAAAACUCGGUUUCCCAGGGACCAGGAAAGGAUAACGCGAGAAAGACAUGUCAAUGUCAGUGAGCAGGAUGUCGGGACUCUCGUGCCGUUGAUCAUGGCACAUCGGGCGUCUCUGCAGCGGUCGCUCAAGGCACGGCAGGAUCUAAGGGACAAGGCGACGGCAUUUUCGGAGCGGUUGGCGCAACUGCAGCAGGAGAUUCUCCCCGAGUUACAAGAUCUGCCGGCUGAGAGCGACAGCGUUGAAGUCCUACCGGCGAGAGAAUACGAACUGCUCCGACAACAAGUCGAUCUGGCGUUUGCAACUGACAGGCGCUGGGCGAGGUAUGUCUUCGAAGGCACUGCAGGACAGGUUUCCGCGGCCUCGAUGCAGAAGAGAUUACCUGAAUGGCCAUUCGAUGACCCUGGCCCCGACCUCGACCUGAGGGCUGUAAUGCCAAAGGACAACUCGUCUUCGGACGGCGCCAUAACGGGUCCAGAAGAGGAUGUUGACGAACCAAUGCGCGAGCUCCAACUUUUGAUGUCUCAAAACGAGGAUCGGCUCGCGCACCUGACGCGAUUGCAGGGGUCUCUCCUCCCGUCAACGGAAUCCGAAAGCCACCUAGAAGAUGUGGCACCAGAAUUACCCGACUUCGGUGUGGUUGAGCUUCACCACGGCACAUCCCCAACAAGACAGCCCGUCUCUAGUACGCCGAAGCUGAGAUUUCAUAAACACCAGGACCUCACGCUCAGCCCUUGA